This is a messenger RNA of Mesocricetus auratus (golden hamster), 1695 nucleotides long. It is a transcript of the gene Cryz, whose product is annotated as crystallin zeta. The record is from RefSeq and is a predicted model, not a curated record. Gene Ontology annotation, molecular function: mRNA 3'-UTR binding; zinc ion binding; NADPH binding. Gene Ontology annotation, cellular component: cytosol. The transcript has 10 exons. Bases 275 to 1267 code for a protein of 330 amino acids. Lineage: Eukaryota; Metazoa; Chordata; Mammalia; Rodentia; Cricetidae.
GCUCCACCUGCCCGCCCGCUCCCGAGCGCAGAGGAGGCGUCCGUCCUCCCGGCCAGGUGGAGCCUCCGGAAAGUUGGAAAAGGCCGGCCCAUCUGCUGUUUUGCCCUGGAGCGCCCGUGGCUUAGGAGGUUUCCGCUUCCUACUCUAGAGGAGGGGCACCACUGGGGUGAUGAUCGUGUGGCUGGGCUCAAAGAUCAAGAGAGGCAGAAGGGUGGCGGCAUCUUCUGCAGCAUCAGGACACGGUGGUGGGCAAGUGAGGAGUCUCUAGAUCACCAUGGCGACCGGACAGAAGUUGAUGAGGGCGAUUCGAGUGUUUGAAUUUGGUGGACCAGAAGUGCUGAAACUCCAGUCUAACGUGGCGGUUCCUGUCCCAAAAGGCCAUCAGGUUCUAAUCAAAGUCCAUGCCUGUGGUGUCAACCCAGUAGAGACAUACAUUCGCUCUGGAACCUACAGUCGAAAACCCACCUUACCGUACACUCCAGGCACCGAUGUGGCUGGGGUCAUAGAAUCUGUCGGAGAUGGCGUGUCUGCUUUCAAGAAAGGCGACCGCGUCUUCUGCUCCAGCACCGUUUCCGGCGGCUACGCUGAGUUCGCCGUUGCAGCGGAUCACACUGUCUACGCCCUGCCCGAGAAGCUGGACUUCAGGCAGGGGGCCGCACUUGGGAUCCCGUACUUCACGGCCUGCCGAGCUCUGUUCCACAGUGCCCGCGCUCGAGCAGGGGAAAGCGUCCUGGUUCACGGGGCCAGCGGAGGCGUUGGGUUAGCUACGUGCCAGAUUGCCAGAGCUCAUGGCUUAAAGGUUUUGGGCACAGCUGGUUCUGAGGAAGGAAAGAAGCUCGUUCUGCAAAACGGGGCUCACGAAGUGUUUGAUCACAAGGAAGCCAAUUAUAUUGAUAAAAUCAAGCAAUCUGUCGGUGACAAGGGGGUCGACGUGGUUGUCGAGAUGCUGGCCAACGUAAACCUGAACAACGACUUGAAGCUUCUGUCCCGUGGAGGACGGGUGAUCGUUGUGGGCUGUAGAGGUUCUAUUGAAAUGAACCCGCGGGACACCAUGGGAAAGGAGACGAGCAUCAUUGGAGUUUCUCUCUUUUCAUCCACCAAGGAGGAAUUUCAGCAGUUCGCAGGCAUCCUCCAAGCAGGAAUGGAGAAGGGUUGGGUGAAACCGGUGAUAGGUUCUGAGUAUCCACUGGAGAAGGCAGUCCAGGCCCAUGAAGACAUCAUCCACCGCAGUGGGAAGACGGGGAAAAUGAUUCUUCUCUUACGGUGACCAGCUCCUUCCGGGACACCCUGCGUCGAUGUGACGCCUUCUUCCCCAAGUCUUUCUUAUGUCGCCUUUAAUCAGUAUUCAUGCCACGGAGUUUCAUGCACUAAAAUCGUGACUGUAGGGAGCAGACACCAGGAAGUGACAUCAUAGCGGACAGCAGGGCGUCGUCUCAUGUGCUGGCAUGCAUCUCAAAACUUCCUGCUUCUCUCUCUUUGCUUUCUCUGUUUGGUUUGGUGUUUCACUGUUGUUUUGUUUUUGAGCAGGAUCUUGCUCUGUAGUCCGCACUGGCCUUGAACUCACGGUGACCUGUCUGUCUCAGUCUCCCAAGUGCUGGGAUAAUAGUUAUGGACGGGGCCACACACAUCUUCAUUUCAGAACUUCUUUCUUCAUUCACCUCAAGCCUUUGAAUAAAAUGUGCUAAUUCAAAGUAA